CGGAACGUUUCGUUCGCUUCCCGCCGCUCGUCCGCAGUUGAUACGAGGUGCUGGUUUUUUACCGGGCUGAUUACGGGCUGAUUCGUCGCCUGUCACGAGGAUUUCGAGAGUUUCCGUGAAGUGCGUACUGUUCUGGGAAAGAAUACUUGAUUGGUUUGUGAAAGGUUGUUUAAACUUUGAUCGACAUCAAGAUAUUGUGGAUUUGGAAAAGUGUCAUGCAGAAACAUAACUGUGAUUGUGAAGUGGUUUGUGAAGGAUACUAAUAUCCUUAGUAAAAGAUCAAAGAGGAUUUCAUAACAUGAAGCUACUAUGCAUUUGGCUGUGAUGAGGAUUAAUGUAUAAUUAGAGUUUAUUCAAAGGAUUCAAAUGUGCGUCGGUGACAGAUUUUGCGACAGAUUUGAUUAUUGAAAAUUGUUCAUAGGCGAUUCGGCAACUCAAAGAACAACUAGCAGAUAUCGUCGGAUUGGCGGUUAUCGUUUACCAUCGGUACUUACUGAGCUCCCGCAGAGUGGAAGAAAUGCCCCAUACCGGUCAAGCAGGUGUCAACCAGCUCGGCGGUGUUUUCGUCAACGGUAGACCCUUGCCGGACAUCGUUCGCCGGCGGAUAGUGGAACUGGCUCUGAUGGGCGUACGACCUUGUGACAUUUCCCGGCAGCUACUGGUGUCCCAUGGCUGUGUAUCGAAAAUUCUCACCCGAUUUUAUGAAACCGGUUCGAUAAGGCCUGGAUCGAUUGGUGGCAGCAAAACGAAACAAGUGGCAACGCCAACCGUGGUGAAGAAAAUUCUACGCUUCAAGCAGGAAAAUCCCGGCAUGUUUGCCUGGGAAAUUCGCGACCAGUUGCUGGCCCAAAGGAUUUGCGAUCCCAACACGAUACCUUCGGUGAGCUCGGUCAACCGGAUACUGCGAAAUGGAGGACUCUGGACGGACGAUAUGACUUCGAAUGAACAAAUGAUGCGUGAUCAGUCCCAUUCGGCAUCCUACAUGCCCACGAAACCUCCCAUGACGCAUCCGUUGUACAGCCAAACUCUCGAGCAACACCACGCACUCCUCAACCAGUAUCGCUACAGUAUGGCAGCGGCCGUAUCGCCAGAUGGAAAGCCAGUGCAUCCACACCCUUACAGCACCGUCCCUGGAGCUGUACCCCCGAUGCAGAAAACCGCCGCCGUGAACAUCAUCCAGCACGAAGGCCACACACCAACCAAAGCAGAUCCCGGUAAACAGCUACCUGCCACUGGAUCACCCAAAGGCGAGUCCAAAAGUGAACCAACCUCAUCAAGCUCCACUCCGGCCACACUUUCGCCUCAGAUGGCGUACCUGCCGAAGCAUUGGAUCUGGAACACCAGUCUCUUCUACGCAGCCAAUCGCAGCAUUGCGGCUGGAGCUGAUCCCAGCGUGGCUUUCCCUCAUGGAUAUCUAGCGUAUGGCAAUCCGUUCGCCACUUCAGGUGGAUUCGCCGUGCAACGGGACAGCUACAGGAAUGAUGGAACCAGCUCCAACACCAGUUCGUCACCGGUUCAGAUCACUGAUGUCAACUCGGACGAUUCCUCCGAUAACCACGAUGAUCUGCGGACAAGCAUCUGCAAAAAGCGCAACCCAUACUCGAUCGAGGAGCUACUCAAAAAGCCCGAAAAACGUCAAAAGCUAGACUCGGUGACCAUUACCUGCGUGCCACGGACCUCUCGUGACGGGUACCAAUCUUCACCGUCGGCAUCGCCAUCGAAAUCGACCAGCCCUCCGCUUCAGUCGACUCACUAUCCAGCUCCACCCAGUUCAACGGGAUCGAUCGACCUCCACGAGGGAAUCAGCCUGAUCAAAUCCAAACCGGAAACUCUCAACGAGAACAGUGUGAAUAUUGAAAUUUGUGAUUGAACUACCGUAGAGUAUUUACUGAUUGCCAUAACAAGCGCAUUUGUUGAAUUAGUUUUGUACGUACUGUUAUCGCUAGAUGGAGAAUCCAUUCGUUUGUACAUAUGUGAACCCUUAAUUGUGAGAAACAAACAAUCUCCCGCAAAGUAGAAUCUAUAAAUCUAUCAAAAGUACUAGGAUAAGUAUAAUUUAUUAACCAGUUAAGACCCGUACUGUUGGAAUAGAUCCGUUCUAAAAGAAGACUCAUGUAUAAAUAAAAAUAAAUCAAAACAUUCAGACUAGUGUGAAUCAAAGAAAAUCACGGAAAUCCACUGCUCAAAACCCUCACUGUAAUAUAAUGUAGACUAAUUGUUUUAAUAAACAGCCGAA
Aedes aegypti (yellow fever mosquito) is the source of this 2236-nucleotide messenger RNA. RefSeq names its product paired box pox-neuro protein (gene Poxn). The record is from RefSeq and is a predicted model, not a curated record. Gene Ontology annotation, biological process: anatomical structure development; regulation of transcription by RNA polymerase II. The transcript is spliced from 7 exons. Gene Ontology annotation, molecular function: RNA polymerase II cis-regulatory region sequence-specific DNA binding; DNA-binding transcription factor activity, RNA polymerase II-specific. NCBI's taxonomy places the organism in Eukaryota, Metazoa, Arthropoda, Insecta, Diptera, Culicidae. The coding region runs from base 518 to 1870 and encodes 450 amino acids.